Hydra vulgaris (swiftwater hydra) is the source of this 1719-nucleotide messenger RNA. RefSeq lists its product as uncharacterized. Gene Ontology annotation, molecular function: DNA binding. Lineage: Eukaryota; Metazoa; Cnidaria; Hydrozoa; Anthoathecata; Hydridae. The record is from RefSeq and is a predicted model, not a curated record. Gene Ontology annotation, cellular component: nucleus.
AUGAAAAAUGCAAUUGCAGCUGUUCAAAACAGUUUAAUGUCGCAACGAGAAGCUGCAACACAAUUUAAUAUUCCGCGGUCAACCCUUGGUAAAUAUCUUAAAGGAGAUUCAGUUCUUGGUGUCAAACCUGGACCUAGUCCAGUAUUAUCAAUGAAUUUAGAGCUAAAGCUAGUUGAAUAUGCUGCAACAAGAGCUGCACUUGGAUUUGGAUUUGGAAAAAGACAAUUUAAAAAAUAUGCUUCAGAUUUAGCCAUAAAGCACAAUUUAAAGUUUAAGCAUUCAACUCCUUCAGAAAAAUGGUGGCGCUCAUUUAAUCAGCGACAUAAAAAUUUAGUUUUGCGAAAGCCUGAAGGUACUUCAUCAGUUUGUCAUCAAUGCAUGUCUAUACCAAAAGUAGCUAAAUAUUUCUAUUCACUGCAUGAAGUUUUGAGGGACACUCAUGCCCUUUUAAAGCCUUCAAUAAUUUGGAAUAUGGAUGAGUCUGGGCUGCAGAUGGAUUUUAAACCUCCAAAAAUAAUUGCAAAAAGAGGUACAAAACAUCUUCAAUCUCGCACAUCUGGAAAACGUGAAACCAUAACCAUUAUUGCUGCUGUAAAUGCUGCAGGUGGUUCAGUACCUCCACAUUUGAUAGCAAAAGGUAAAACGGCUAGAUCUCUUCAUUCUUUUAAUACUGCAGAUGCACCAUCAGGUUCAAAUUGGAGUUUUAGUGAGACAGGUUGGACAAAGCAAGGAAUUGCAUUUCUUUGGUUCACUAAUACUUUCUUGCCUAAUAUAGGUAGAGAUAGGCCACAGAUUCUCAUAGUAGAUGGUCAUGAUUCACAUAACUUUGUUGAGUUAUUAUCUGUUGCAAUCAAAAAUAACAUACAUAUUGUGGAAAUGCCAGCACAUUGUUCGCAUUGGCUUCAGCCUCUAGAUCGCACAGUAUUUGGUCCACUUAAAACGUAUUAUAAUCAAACAUGUCAUGAAUUAAUGAAUGAAUAUCCUGGAGUUACUAUUAACAAGUCAACUUUUUGUGGGCUUUUUAGAAAUGCCUGGGAUCAAGCUCUCACAGCUGAUAAUAUUAUUUCAGGGUUUCGAUCAUGUGGUAUUCAUCCAUACAAUCCUUCUGCUGUUCCAAGCACAGCUUACUUGCCUAAUUCUGUCUAUUCGUUACAACAGCUACUUGACUCAAAUGAUUUGCUUGAAUCAAGUCUGCAUCCAAUUAAAACUGACACUAAAAUAACAAGAUCAGAAUAUGCAAUAGAAGAGGAAGUUGAUUUUGAAGUAGAAUUAGUUAAUAAACCUGGAAAUAUUUCUGAAUGUAAAAUAGAUAAUCGAAUGCCAAUUGGAGCCAUUGUUCAGCCUAGUCUGACACCAAUUACGUUAUCUACAAACCAUUCAAAUAAUGAUAGUGACAAUGAUAUUUUGCCUUAUCCAAAGAUAUAUACCAUCAAGUCAAAAGAAAAUCGUAAAAAGGUUCAAAAAUAUUUUGUAUUAACUUCUCAAGAAGCAAUGCAAUCUAAAGUAAAUGAUGAGGAGAAAAAAAAAGAGAAAGUCGCAGCAGUUGAAGAGAAAAAAUUGAAAAAGCAAAAAGAAAAAGAAAAUAAAGCACAACAAAAACAGGAGAAAGAGAUACAAAAGUUAUCUAAAAAAGCUAACUCAGUUAGAACGAGACAAUUCAGUUCAAUUCCAAAGAUAUUGGAAUUCAAUAUCUCUUCAGAUAAUCAAAAUAUGUAUUAA